This is a messenger RNA of Drosophila eugracilis, 1361 nucleotides long. Its product is annotated as gamma-butyrobetaine dioxygenase. Gene Ontology annotation, cellular component: mitochondrion. NCBI's taxonomy places the organism in Eukaryota, Metazoa, Arthropoda, Insecta, Diptera, Drosophilidae. The transcript is spliced from 2 exons. The coding region runs from base 95 to 1315 and encodes 406 amino acids. Gene Ontology annotation, molecular function: oxidoreductase activity. The record is from RefSeq and is a predicted model, not a curated record. Gene Ontology annotation, biological process: carnitine biosynthetic process.
UCUCCCCGAAGAAAACAGAGAGAUAGGUUAAAGCUUUCCUUAUCUGGUCGUUCGCCCCUUUCUAUCGCCUGAUUGUUCGGCAGUUGAGCCCGGAAUGCUGAGCUGUAGACAACUGAUUUCUUCCCGGCUGUUCCAGCUCCGGAAAAAGAGCAUAUUAGCUCGUGUACGGGCCUCCGAUUAUGUGGAAGUCCUGGAGGAGCAGGGUGAUCUCUUGAAGUACCCACAAGUUUGGCUAAGGGAUAAUUGCCAAUGUGCUGAGUGCUUCCACGCCGCCACAAAAGCCAGGAGAAGUCACUGGGAGCGUGGACCGUUGAAUGUCGAAGUGUCCCAAGUGACUUACAACCCAGAGAAGAAACAGUUGGAUAUCAUAUGGCAGGAUGAACACAAGAGCACCUUUGAUCUGGGGUGGCUCAGAGAAAGGGACUUCGGAGAGUCGACGAGAAAGCGUUACCUAGAACAGGUUUACAAACCAUCCGCACAACUCUGGGGAAAAUCGGAAUUUAAGACUGUAAGAAGGGAAUUUCAAUACCAAGAUGUAAUCCAGGAGGAUGCAGUGCUUAAGGAUUGGCUAGAGGCACUGGCAAUCCAAGGAUUUGCCAUUCUGAAAGGGGCCCCCAACGACAUUAAUGUCACCAAGCAUUUAGCCAAAAGAAUUGGCUAUAUAAAACGCACCACCUACGGCGAUGUUUUCGAGGUUAAAUCCAAACCAAAUGCGGGAAACUACGCCUAUUUGAUGACUCCCCUACCGCUCCACACGGACAUGCCGUACUACGAAUACAAGGCGGGUAUCAACAUCCUGCAUACACUCGUCCAGUCGGAGUCAAAAGGAGGAGCAAAUACUCUUGCGGACGGCUUCAACGUGGCCUCUCAGUUGCAAAAACUGCAUCCGAAAGAUUUCGAGAUACUCAAAACUGUGCCCGUGAAUUGGGUCGACAUUGGACACGAUGGUAAUGAUUCCAAGCCCUUCCAUAGCCUCUGGAGAGCCCCGGUGAUUUGUUUGGAUGUGGAUGGUCGGUUUACAAGAAUCAAUCAGAACACCACCAAACGAGAUAGUCGUUUCUCGGUUCCUUUGGAGCAGGUCGUGUCCUGGUACAAGGCAUAUAAUAAAUUCCUGGAGAUCGCACAGGCCGAGGCCGUGGAAUUUAAGACUCAAGCCGGUGAUGUUUUUGUGUUCAAUAACCUGCGCAUGUUACACGGGAGAACGGCCUACGAAGAUGCCCCAGGCAACAAGCGUCAUUUGGUGGGAGCUUACGUCGAUUGGGACAUUAUAUACUCCAAACUGCGAACCUUGAAGUUUCCAAAUGCUAUAGCUUAAAUGCGCUUAUGUACAUAAUAAAUCUAAUCUUUUAGCCCAAACAGAA